AUGAGACCCUCAUUCCUUUCUCCCAAGCUCCGCAUCGCACCUCUUCUGGUAGCAACGCUGAGUAUCCUAGCCACAGGAUGCACAGCAGCCACGGUAACCAACAGUCUGCUCCUCGCCUCAAUCGCCGAGCAGCUAGCCCUACCCGCCAUGACCUGGUCUGCCAACGGCACGCACACGGCCAAGGGUUUCACCACGCAGCAAGCUGACACCGCCAGCGCCGAGGGGCUCAAGGCCGACUGCGACAACAUCAACCUCAACAAGAAGCUGGCUACCGACUUCCGCAGCGACGUGCUGGGUGCGGGCGUCACGGGCUUUUUCUUCAAGUGCGAGAGUGUCAGCGCCGAUACCAACAAGUACUGGUUUACGAUCAGUAGUGGGAGCUCGGCGCAGAUCGAUAAGCUGUGUGAUUCCAAUACCAAGUAUCCGAUUGUCUUUGAUAAGCAACACAAUACUUGGUUCAUUGAUGAGCCUUUUGAUUGUGCUAGGCGGACUAGUCCGACGGAUGUUGUUGGAUCUUGA
This is a messenger RNA of Penicillium alfredii, 519 nucleotides long. RefSeq lists its product as uncharacterized. Lineage: Eukaryota; Fungi; Ascomycota; Eurotiomycetes; Eurotiales; Aspergillaceae. Bases 1 to 519 code for a protein of 172 amino acids. The record is from RefSeq and is a predicted model, not a curated record. The transcript has a single exon.